Messenger RNA from Camelina sativa (false flax), 659 nucleotides. Its product is annotated as putative calcium-binding protein CML28. Gene Ontology annotation, molecular function: calcium ion binding. Lineage: Eukaryota; Viridiplantae; Streptophyta; Magnoliopsida; Brassicales; Brassicaceae. The record is from RefSeq and is a predicted model, not a curated record.
CUCAGCUUAGUCACAUUCAAAUCUCUUUAUAUAACACUUAAGGUUUCAUCUGAUCUUUCCGACCAAAAGAACAAAAAAAAACUACAAACAAUGGCUGACGCAACGGAAAAAGCUGAGCAUGACCGUAUUUUCAAGAAAUUUGAUGCUAACGGGGAUGGAAAAAUCUCUGCGGCCGAGCUUGGAGAUGCUCUUAAGAACCUUGGCUCGGUCACACACGAGGACAUUAAGCGUAUGAUGGCCGAGAUCGAUACCGAUGGUGAUGGAUACAUCUCGUACGACGAAUUUUCUGAUUUCGCAAGUGCCAAUCGUGGUCUUAUGAAAGACGUCGCCAAGAUUUUCUAAGCUUAACUGACAAUAUGGUGCAUGUGAGAUUUAAUCAUGUUUAAUUUGUUUUGUAAUGACAAUCAUUUGAUUAAGUAUGUUUUUUUCUUUUAUGUCUUAUUUUCAUGGAGUGGAAAGGUCUUGGAUUAUUCUUCAAACGGAUUGUAACGAUGUAUUGAAGAAUUGUCCAUUCUUUAGUUUAUGUCUUUUUGCGGAUUUUGGCAUGGUUACUUUUUAAAUGCUCGAGAUCUUUGGUUCUCUAGUACAUAAUUAUAAGUCUAUUGACUGAGACCAUUAGAGAUGAUUAAGCAUGAAUACAUAAACCCAAAUAUAGUCAU